Molecule: messenger RNA, 2852 nt
Organism: Platichthys flesus (European flounder)
Lineage: Eukaryota; Metazoa; Chordata; Actinopteri; Pleuronectiformes; Pleuronectidae
Product: stromal interaction molecule 1-like
Exons: 15
Coding region: 147-2171 (674 amino acids)
Biological process (GO): store-operated calcium entry; intracellular calcium ion homeostasis; activation of store-operated calcium channel activity
Cellular component (GO): plasma membrane; endoplasmic reticulum
Molecular function (GO): calcium ion binding; calcium channel regulator activity; protein binding
Source: RefSeq, a predicted model, not a curated record
CGGUUCCCAGUUUGCUGAGUUUUGAGUCGCGCGCGGUGAAGAAGUGGAGCUCGAGCUGAGGACCAGUGGGUCGCAGCGCGGAUCGACCAGUCGGCCGGGGAUCGAUCGAUGGACUGAUCGAUCAGAACUGCAGCUGCUGCGGAGACAUGGCACACGUGUGUGCGUGGUUGGCGUGCAUGUGCGUGCUGAGUGUGCGUGUUGGGGCUCACGGUGUAUUGGACGGGAGUGACCACGCCCACCUGGAUCACCAUCAACUAGUUUCCAACGGCAACACAGCCUCAGAUCUGUGUGCGAUAGACCGGCAGCUGUGUGAGGAGGAGAACUCCGUCCUGAGUUUCGAGGCGAUCUGCAGCAUCCACAAACUGAUGGACGAUGACGCCGACGGGACGGUGGACACGACUGAGACAGACGAGUUUCUGAAGGAGGAUCUGAAGUAUCACGACCGGAAAGCCAAACACAGCAGCUUCCACGGAGCCGACCUGCACAUCAGCAUGGAGGACAUGUGGAGCGCCUGGCAGAGCUCGCCGGUGUAUAACUGGACGGUGCAGCAGGUGGAGGACUGGCUGCUCAUCAGUGUGGAGCUUCCUCAAUACACAGAAACGUUCAGGAGGCACCAGCUGGACGGGAAGUCCCUACCCAGGCUGGCGGUGAAGAACACCACCCUGACCUCGGUGCUGCUGAAGAUCUCAGACAGAAUUCACUCUCAGAAGCUGCAGCUCAAAGCUCUGGACAUCGUCCUGUUCGGACCUCCUCCAGGCCGACGGAGCUGGUGGAAGGACCUGGUCCUGGGCGUGUCCGUCCUGAUGGCUCUGUGCGGCUGCUGCUUCGCCCUGGUCCAGACCAGGAGGUCCAGAGACGACCUGGAGACGCUGGUGAAGGACCUGGAGGGUCUGCAGAGGGCGGAGCUGAACCUGCUGGAGCUGCAGGGCAGGCUGCAGCAGGCUCAGGAGGAGCAGCGCUGCGUUCAGGUGGAGAAGGUGAAGGUGGAGGAGCAGCUGAGGAACCAGAUCUGCUCGGCCAAACAGGAAGCUCAGCGUCUCCGAGAGCUCCGAGAGGGAACGGAGAAGGAGAGGAGCCGACAGAAGUACGCAGAGGAGGAGCUGGAACAGGUACGUGUGGCAUUGAAGAGGGCGGAGAGGGAGCUGGAGUCACGGGUUCACUGGGCUCCACCGGAGGUUCUGCAGAAAUGGCUCCAGCUGACGCACGAGGUGGAAAUUCAGUAUUAUAACAUCAAGAAACAGAACGCAGAGAAACAGCUGCUGCAGGCCAGAGAGGGGGCGGAGAGGAUCAAGAGGAAGAGGAGUUCUCUGUUCGGGACGUUCCACGUCGCUCACAGCUCGUCGCUGGACGACGUCGACCACCAGAUCCUGUCGGCCAAGCAGGCGCUGGCCGAGGUGACGGCGGCGCUGCGGGAGAAGCUCCACCGCUGGCAGCAGAUCGAGUCCCUGACUGGGUUCUGUCUGGUCAACAACCCGGGUCUGGGAGCGCUGGCGGUCGCCCUCAACCUGGACCCCUCCGUCCUCGGCCUGCGACCUCCGACCCCGCAGCACCUCCUGCUCUCCGACGACCUGGACGACAUGGACGAAGACAUCCUGUCCCCUGGGACGCUGCAGUAUGCAGCGUGGCAGAUGGACCGGCGGGUCAGCGACCUUUGGCCCCUGAGUGGCAUCGCAGACACACAGUCGUCAUGGAAACACUCUGCUCAGAGCCUGAUGCCCUUGCGACAGCGGACAGGAGACCCCGCUCUGAUGUUCAGCUCUCAGAGAGACAUUACCAGCCGCUCAGACUUUGACUCCUCCCUCCCACUCUCUCCCGGUGAAUCUCGAUGUCUGUACAUUCAAAAGCCCCUCCUCCUGCCCUCUGGGCUCCACCCCCUGCAGGGUCAGGGUUCUGGGCUCGUCGGAGGCCUGGAGAAGAGCUCCAGCCUCGGGGAGCUGAGGAGCAGCGCUGCCUCCAUCCUCACCUCCUCCUGCUCCACCCGCUCCCUCUGCAUCACACCCGACCGCCCCGUGGCCUCCUCGUCCGGCUCGUCGGGCAGCGCCCAGGGGACCGGCCCCCAGCUCCUGACCAGGAGGAGCCCCGUGGAGGAGGAAGGAGGCGACGAGUCGGCCAGCAGCCGGAGGAGAAACACGUUCAAUAAGAUCUUUAAGAAGAAGCAGGGACGUCAUUGAUUCUCAGUUCCAGAGUCACCAUGAGACUUUAACCUUCGUCUACUUUUACUCUUCCGACACAGUUUGAUUUUUGCUCUCCUUAAAAUGAGUAAAGAUCAGAUUCAGACACAUGAAGAUGGAUCGGGACAAAAACAGGUGAAUAGAGACAGACAGACAGGUGGAUAGAGACAGACAGGUGGAUAGAGACAGACAGGUGGAUGGAGACAGACAGGUGAAUAGAGACAGACAGGUGGAUGGAGACAGACAGGUGAAUAGAGACAGACAGGUGGAUGGAGACAGACAGGUGGAUGGAGACAGACAGACCAGUACCAUCAUGAUCACAUUCAUCCUGCUCUCAUUGUUCUGCCACAGCUCACAGGAUGGAAACACAGGAGAACAGGAUGAGUAACAAUCUCAUCUAAUGACACUCGUGUCCGUCCUUAGAAAUUCAAACUAAACACAAAGAUCAACUGGAUUCCUGAAUCCAAUCAUUGAGAUUCCAACCUGCUGAUGGAGCUCAAAGAACAAUGAGUUAUCACGGUUCAUCCUGAGGGAACGUGAACGUUUGUAAAACACUUUAUCAAGAAGUUUAACUCAACGAGCCUGGCGAGGAAACGUCUGCGUGGUUCAUCCUGUGGGAACAUGAAUGUUUGCACUUCAUGCUUCAUCAUCUACACAAAGAUAAACUUCUCUGAUCACGAA